Molecule: messenger RNA, 746 nt
Organism: Cutaneotrichosporon oleaginosum
Lineage: Eukaryota; Fungi; Basidiomycota; Tremellomycetes; Trichosporonales; Trichosporonaceae
Source: RefSeq, a predicted model, not a curated record
UGCAUGGGCCGCGCGGAGCGGCGUGAAGCGGCCCGUUUCGGGUCUCUUAGCCUAUAACUACUCUACGGUUCAGCAAAGCAAACGUACGCUCACCCCCUACCACCCACGCUCCUUACUCUUUACCAUGCUUACUCUCGCUCUUCUCCCCCUCCUCCUCGGGGCCCUCGCGGCACCCACAGAGCAGCAGCUCGCGAAGCGCAACGAGCGUUGUGCGAACGGCAUCCCUGUCCCAAAGGACGGCGGCAUUAUCCGCUCCCAGUGCCACUACAACGGGCCAUCUUGGGCCGGGGAGAUGCACCCCGACGCAGCGGCUCGCAUUCACCAUGCUUGCGAGGAGCACGCGCGCUGCUAUGCGGACUGCCGAUCGCCGCGCACAGAGUGCGAUGUGCGCCUGCUCAUCGACACGUUCGCGUCCUGCAACCUUCAGCCGGGGACCUUUGAGGCCACCGAGGCGAAUGCGGCCAGCGUGUGGAUUCGUGGCAAUUACCAGUGCGAUUUCCACGAGAUAAUCGCCCCCCAGAUCACUCAGGCGAACUUUGAGGCCAUGAAUGCCCGCCACUGCACGUGUGUGCAGGUAUAGUGGAUGAAGGUCCGCAUAUGUGAUGUGUUGCCGAGCGUGUGUGAGGUUCGCAGAAGCAAUGCCUCUUGAUUCCCGUGACCGCAGACGCAUGACAUAGCCUGCGCCUCAUGCCUCCGUCUCACAAUGCGCCAGAACCGCACCUGCCGAUCUAAUUUACGUAUUCAGA